CAGCUGACUUGUCACAUGACCAAUCACAUGACUACUAACGAUAGACAAAAUUAACCUCAUGUUGUAUUUCUUGUCAUUGCACUUCAGGCAACGUUAUAGCAGAACAAUGUGGCUUUUGUCACUCGUCUACGGACUGGUAUGUUUCUCGCUCGUCUGGGGCGGACCCCUGGAGGCUGAUCAAGACACAUCUGUCCCCGAGGAGUGGACUCUUGUUGGCAGAGCAGACCCCGCCGAAGAGGUGGAGCUGACGUUUGCCCUGAGGCAGCAGAAUGUGGAUCAGAUGAAAGUUCUGCUGGACAGGUUAUCGGACCCUGACUCAGCAGCGUAUGGCAAGUUCUUGGACUUGACUGAAGUGGCUCAAUUGGUCCAGCCUGGCAAGCUGACCCAGAAGGUAGUGGCCAGCUGGCUACAGAGCCAUGGGGUGCACGAAUGUCGCACGGUCAUCACCCUGGACUUUCUGCAGUGUGUCAUGACUGUUGAAGUUGCUGAGUCUCUGCUUCCAGGCAGCAGGUUUCAUCACUACAGCAGGGAGGACCAAUUCCUUUUGAGAUCCGUGUCUCAGUACUCCGUCCACGAUGAUGUGUCCCAGCAUCUGGAUUUUGUGGGCGGACUUCACCGCUUCCCACCCAAAGCACAGGAGGUGGGUAAAUCCUGGAGCAAGAGAGGGCGAGUAGCAGGGAAGUUCCACCUGGGAGUGACCCCUGCAGUCAUUAGAGCUCGCUACAACAUGAGUGCCGCUGAUGUGGGCUCCGCCACCAAUAACAGCCAGGCUGUGGCACAGUUCCUGGAGCAGUUCUACCACCCAGCCGACCUGGCCGAGUUCAUGAGCAUGUUUGGGUCAGGAUUCCAACACCUCUCGGCAGUGGACCGUGUGGUGGGGACCCAGGGGGGUGGCAAGGCUGGUCUUGAGGCCAGUCUGGACAUUGAGUACAUUAUGAGCACAGGGGCCAAUAUCUCCACAUGGCUCUUCACCAAUCCAGGGCGCCAUGAGACUCAGGAGCCCUUCCUCCAGUGGAUGGUGCUGCUUAGCAACAUGACCUCCGUGCCCUGGGUCCACACCAUCAGCUACGGAGACGACGAGGACAGCCUGUCCGCCGCCUACAUGCAGCGCAUCAACAAUGAGUUCAUGAAGGCUGGACUUCGGGGCAUUUCUAUGCUUUUUGCAUCUGGUGACAGUGGAGCUGGCUGUAGGCACCUGACGAAAGAGAAUUCUUUCAGGCCUAGUUUUCCUGCUUCAAGUCCUUAUGUGACCACUGUGGGUGGAACCUCAUUCAAGAACCCGUUCAAGCUCACCUAUGAGGUUGUAGACUACAUCAGCGGAGGCGGCUUUAGCAAUGUGUUUGACAUGCCUGAUUAUCAGGCCAGUGCCGUGAACUCCUAUUUGAAUAGCAUGAAGGCUCUCCCUCCAAAGACGUACUUUAACACUAGUGGACGGGCCUAUCCUGACAUUGCUGCUCUCUCCGACAACUACUGGAUCGUCUCCAACCGAGUGCCCAUUCCAUGGGUGUCUGGAACUUCGGCCUCUACGCCAGUGGUCGGAGGAAUUCUGUCUCUUAUUAAUGAUCAACGCUUGUUGAAAGGUCUUCCUCCUCUGGGCUUCCUCAACCCACGCUUGUACAAGUUGCAGGGCAACGGCCUUUUUGAUGUGACUGAGGGAUGCCACAUGAGCUGCUGGGAUGACAAGGUGAGUGGCCAGGGCUUCUGCGCUGCUCCGUCGUGGGACCCCGUCACAGGUUGGGGAACCCCCAACUAUCCAGCCUUGCUGGCCUUGCUACUGGAUUAACUGACACGCCACUACCACCUCACCACCAGAGCUCCAUCAAGCCAUCCUCUGUGUGUCCGUCUCCCCCCAGCAUCGACAUCGUUGGGCAGACCAGUCCACUGACCGAUAAAUCUGACUGGCUCUCCAGUUCCCCUCAGAAACAAAAAGCACUGAGGCAGAUGUUACUUAUGAUUUUACCAGCUCUGUGAAUCUACAGUUACAACCAAUCAAUAUCAAAGAAACCCAUUCAAAAUAUGUAUCUCAGGUUCAAAAAUGAUGAAUUCUAUGAAUUGAAUUGCAGCCUUGCACUAAGAAGUAUCCAGUAAUAACAAUUUCAAGAAGUUUCAAAAAGCAUUAUUUGUUUUUAUUUCAAUGAGUAGCGUAUGCAUGCACCUUCACUCAGGAUUGACACUCAACAGGAGGUUUUUUUUUUUUUUUUUUUUUUAAAUUGAUGAAAGACUAAUGUUUCAAACCCUAAAAUAUCCUCAGUGUGUGCAAUCAUAUCUAUCGCUGUCAAUUUAAAUAGAAGAUAAAAUGACACCAGUAUCUGAAGACAGUAGAGUAGAGAAUGUACAUUUAAUCACCAGCCAAUUUGUUCUUGAACUUUGAAGGGAUGUGACAUUGUAAGUGUUCUUGGUUUUCAGAUUUUAUUGUUACAUAAUGAUGAGAGAUAAAAUGAUUUUAUUUUAAAAUGUGA
Messenger RNA from Sardina pilchardus (European sardine), 2459 nucleotides. It is a transcript of the gene tpp1, whose product is annotated as tripeptidyl peptidase I. Gene Ontology annotation, molecular function: serine-type endopeptidase activity; tripeptidyl-peptidase activity. Bases 59 to 1783 code for a protein of 574 amino acids. Gene Ontology annotation, biological process: proteolysis; central nervous system development. The transcript has 13 exons. Lineage: Eukaryota; Metazoa; Chordata; Actinopteri; Clupeiformes; Clupeidae. The record is from RefSeq and is a predicted model, not a curated record.